Messenger RNA from Suhomyces tanzawaensis NRRL Y-17324, 10574 nucleotides. It is a transcript of the gene DUR1,2, whose product is annotated as bifunctional urea carboxylase/allophanate hydrolase. The transcript is spliced from 3 exons. Gene Ontology annotation, biological process: transmembrane transport. Gene Ontology annotation, molecular function: metal ion binding; ATP binding; ATP hydrolysis activity. The record is from RefSeq and is a predicted model, not a curated record. Gene Ontology annotation, cellular component: membrane. Bases 286 to 10491 code for a protein of 3401 amino acids. Lineage: Eukaryota; Fungi; Ascomycota; Pichiomycetes; Serinales; Debaryomycetaceae.
CAUCCUUGAGGCAAACUGGUCGGAGUCUUCCGAGAUUGGACAGUACAUGAGUUUAUCCCACCAAGCUGAUCCAAACAGAUGGCGGGGUGAAUUUGGCACAUAACGCCGGGAUUUUCCGGCGGGCCGUUUGCACGCUGCCGCUACAUCGGGUAACCGAUGCUAUCGUAGUCUCUAUCUAUAUAACACAUCGAUUUCGCAUAUCUCAUCGCCCAUCAUAUUAGUUCCUCAACAGGCUUCAGGCUCUACAUAUUUCACAACCUCCCCAAUCAGCAUACACUCUACACCAUGUCAACUGGUUGGACUGUUCAAGACUGGAAAGAUUUCCACUUCGAGGUCAGCCCCAACGAGUCGUUCGAACGCCUCGCUUCGCUUCUUGCUAGCCAAUCGACAUUUCCCCAAGAUCCAGCAUGGAUCUCGUUGGCCACCCUCGACAACCUUAAGCACCAGUGGCACUAUUUACAAUCCAAAGCCAACAAGCUCGAACUCCCUCUCUACGGAGUGCCGGUGGCCAUCAAAGACAAUAUCGACGUAAAGGACUUCGAAACUACCGCAGCCUGCCCUUCCUUUGCCUACAGCGCGCAAGAAGAUGCGACCACCGUCAAACUCUUGAGAAACGCUGGUGCCAUUGUCAUUGGUAAAACCAACUUGGACCAAUUUGCAACCGGCUUGGUGGGCACGCGUUCGCCUUACGGGGCUACCCCAAACACCUUUGACCCUGACUACGUCAGCGGUGGUUCUUCUGCUGGUUCUGCUUCGGUCGUGGCCAGAGGUAUUGUUCCAAUUGCUUUGGGUACCGACACUGCAGGCUCAGGAAGAGUCCCUGCAGCUUUGAAUAAUUUGAUCGGCUUGAAACCCACCAAGGGUGUGUUUUCGUGCAAAGGUGUUGUGCCAGCAUGUAAGUCCUUAGACUGUGUCAGUAUUUUCUCGUUGAACCUCCAGGAUGCUCAGCUCACAUUCAACAUCAUGGCCCAGGAAGAUGGCGAGAACGACGAGUACUCUAGACCUUUGCCAAAGAAUCCAUUGUUGAAGUUUUCCGCGUCGCCAAAAAUUGGUGUGCCCAGCAACUUGUUGUGGUACGGCGAGCAAGAAAACCCCAAGUUGUACAACAAAGCUGUGGAAUUGUUCAAGGAAGAAUUGGGCACUGAUACCGUCCCAUUAAACAUAGACCCUUUGUUGGAUUUGGCAAAGUGCUUGUAUGAAGGCCCAUGGGUCUCAGAACGUUACACUGCGACAAAAGAGUUUUUCGCAACCAAUCCUCCAGAAGCCGAUUUGGACCCCACAGUUGCAGCUAUCAUCAGAGGCGGUGAAAAGCACUCCGCCGCAACUGCAUUUGAUUAUGAAUACAAGAGACAAGGAAUUCUUCAGAAGGUCAGAAAACUACUCGAGGGAAUCGAUGUGGUGAUCGUCCCCACUGCCCCAUUAAACCCUUCCUUAAAGCAAAUUGAACAGGAGCCCGUUAAAAUCAAUUCAUACCAAGGCACAUACACCAAUUUUGUCAAUUUGGCUGAUAUGUCUGCUUUAGCCAUUCCUGCUGGUUUCAGAUCCGAUGGCUUGCCUUUUGGUAUCACCCUUUUGUCCCAUAAAUUCAACGACUAUGCGCUUUUGGAGUUGGCCUCCAGAUAUAUUAAAGCUUACUCGAAGACAGCACCAAGAUUCUACGGUUGUUUGAAAGAUAAGACAGUUUCUACUUUAGCAGAUGAAUUAUUGCCAAACGUUCCAGCUCCAAACACUGAUCUGCUUGUCAAGUUGGCCGUUGUUGGUGCCCACUUGAAGGGAUUCCAACUUCACUGGCAAUUGGAGAAGGUCAAUGCUACCUUUGUUGAGUCUACUACGACCUCAUCAAAUUAUAGACUUUACGCAUUGCCUAAGACCGGGCCAGUUGCAAAGCCAGGAUUAAGACGAGUCACCAAAGAUGGUUCUUCAAUUGCAUUAGAAGUGUACUACGUGCCAAAGGAAACAUUUGGAGAAUUCAUUAGCAUGGUUCCAGAACCUCUUGGAAUUGGUUCAGUUGAAUUAAAGUCAGGAGAAUGGAUUAAGUCUUUUAUCUGUGAGGAAUUUGGUUACAACUUACCUGGUACUACAGAUGUGACUUCUUUCGGUGGCUGGAAGAAUUACCAAGAACAUUUGAGUAAGGAAGCAAGUAGAGUGAAGAAACCAUUCAACUCCGUCUUGGUCGCCAACAGAGGUGAAAUUGCCGUCAGAAUUAUCAAGACCUUGAAGAAACUCGGAAUCAAGUCGAUUGCUAUCUACUCAGACCCUGAUAAGUACGCUAAACAUGUUUUGAUGGCAGAUGUGGCCAUUCCUUUGCAUGGUGUUUCUGCAGCAGAAACCUAUAUUUCUAUCGACAAGGUUUUAAAAGCAGCUAAGGAUUCCGGUGCCGAAGCUAUUAUUCCUGGUUACGGUUUCUUAUCAGAAAAUGCUGACUUCUCGGACCGUUGUGGAAGAGAAGGAAUUGUCUUUGUUGGACCAUCUGGUGAUGCGAUCAGAUUGUUAGGUUUAAAGCAUUCUGCUAGAGAAAUCGCAGAAAGGGCCGGAGUUCCUUUGGUUCCCGGAUCUGGCUUAGUCAAAGAUCCCAAGGAAGCCAGGGAAAUUGCCGCCAAAUUGGAAUAUCCAGUUAUGGUGAAAUCUACAGCUGGUGGUGGUGGUAUUGGUUUACAAAAAGUCGACUCCGAGGAAGAUAUUGAAAGAGUUUUCCUCACUGUUCAGCAUCAAGGUAAAUCUUACUUCGGUGAUCCAGGUGUCUUCUUAGAAAGAUUCGUUGAAAAUGCUAGACAUGUUGAAAUUCAAAUGUUCGGUGAUGGUUAUGGUAAAGCAAUUGCAUUAGGUGAGAGAGACUGUUCUUUACAACGUCGUAAUCAAAAGAUUAUCGAAGAAACACCAGCUCCCAAUUUGCCUGAAUCUACCAGAGCUAAAAUGAGAAAAGCAGCUGAAAGUUUGGGUGCCUCCAUGAACUAUAAGUGUGCUGGUACCGUUGAAUAUAUCUAUGACGAAAGAAGAGAUGAAUUUUACUUCUUGGAAGUCAACGCCAGAUUGCAAGUGGAACAUCCAAUUACUGAAAUGGUUACUGGUUUGGAUUUGGUCGAAUGGAUGUUGUAUAUUGCAGCCGAUAUGCCUCCUGAUUUCAGCCAAAAAAUUGAAGUUACAGGUGCCUCUAUGGAAGCAAGAUUGUACGCUGAAAAUCCAGUUAAGGAUUUUAUGCCAUCUCCUGGUCAAUUGACUGAAGUCAAGUUCCCUGAGUGGGCCAGAAUUGAUGGUUGGGUAGAUAAGGGUACAGUGGUUUCUGCCGAAUACGAUCCAACUUUGGCUAAAAUUAUCGUUCAUGGUAAGGAUAGAAAUGAUGCUUUGAAGAAGUUACGUCAAGCAUUAGAUGAAACUGUUGUAUUCGGUUGUAUUACCAACAUUGACUACUUGAGAUCUAUUGCCAAGUCAUCCAUGUUUGCAGAAGCUAGGGUUGCCACUAAAGUCUUGGACAGUUAUGAGUACAACCCAACAGCAUUCGAAAUCAUCCACCCCGGUGCUUACACCACUGUGCAAGAUUAUCCCGGUAGAAAAGGAUACUGGCACAUUGGUGUUCCACCCUCAGGAUGUAUGGAUGAAUACUCGUUCAGAGUUGCAAACAGAAUUGUCGGAAACCACAAGGCUAGUCCUGGUAUUGAAAUCACAUUGAAUGGUCCUAAAAUUUUAUUCCACCACGAUGCUAUUAUUGCUGUUACUGGUGGUAAGGUUGAUGUUGACAUUAAUGGACAUCAUGUUCCUCAAUGGGCUCCUAUUAAUAUCAAGAAGGGUGACAAAUUGUCUAUUGGAAAGAUGCAACAUGGUUGCAGAGCUUAUUUGUCUAUCAGGGGUGGUAUCGAUGUCACCGAAUAUUUGGGUUCAAGAUCCACUUUUGCCUUGGGUAACUUAGGUGGUUACAAUGGUAGAGCUUUAAAGUUGGGUGAUGUCUUAUUUUUGGCUCAACCAGAAAUUUCUAGCUGUACUUUACCAUCUUGUGUUUCUGAACCUACUAAGGUCCCUAACUCUUUGGUUCCAUCCUAUGAUAACAAGGUUUGGAAGGUCGGUGUCACUUGUGGUCCUCACGGGUCUCCAGACUUCUUCAAGGCUGAAUACGUUGAAGAGUUUUUCACUGAAACAUGGAAAGUUCACUACAAUUCGAACAGAUUUGGUGUUAGAUUAAUUGGUCCAAAGCCAAAAUGGGCUAGAAAAGAUGGUGGUGAAGCUGGUUUGCAUCCUUCCAAUGCUCACGAUUACGUAUACUCCUUGGGUGCCAUCAACUUCACUGGUGAUGAGCCUGUUAUCUUGACUUGUGAUGGUCCAUCCUUGGGUGGUUUCGUUUGUCAUGCUGUCGUUGCAGAAGCUGAAAUGUGGAAGAUUGGUCAAGUUAAGCCUGGUGAGCAAAUUCAAUUUGUCCCAAUAUCUUACGAAACUGCUAAAUCUUUGAAAGCUCAACAGGACAAGAUCAUUGAUGAUCUUAGAGGAGCUUUACCAUCAUUUGAAAAUCAAGUCAUCCAACCCGAAAACCCUGUUUUACACGAAUUCAAGGUUUCUUCUAAUGCUCCAAAGGUUACUUAUCGUCAAGCUGGUGACAGAUACAUUCUUGUUGAAUACGGUAACAACGAAUUAGAUUUGAACUUAUCAUACAGAAUCCACAAACUUAUUGAGAUGGUGAAGGAGCACAUGACACCAGGAAUUGUGGAAAUGUCUCCGGGUGUCAGAUCUGUCUUGAUUGAAUUCGGUUCAGAUAUCACUCAAAGACAAUUAUUGCAAACUUUGAUCUCUUAUGAGAAGGAGAUUGUGUUUAUCAACAAAUGGGAGACUAGUUCUAGAAUCAUUAAAUUGCCAAUGGCAUUUGAAGAUAAGAAGACUUUGGAUGCUGUCAAAAGAUAUCAAGAAACUAUUAGAAGUGAUGCGCCAUGGUUGCCAAAUAACGUGGACUUUAUUGCCAACAUCAAUGGAAUCAAGAGAAAUGAGGUUAAGGAUAUGAUGUAUACCGCUAGAUUCUUGGUUUUGGGAUUGGGUGAUGUUUUCUUGGGGGCUCCUUGUGCAGUUCCAUUAGAUCCAAGACAUAGAUUAUUGGGAACGAAGUACAACCCCUCGAGAACAUAUACACCAAACGGUACUGUUGGUAUCGGUGGUAACUAUAUGUGUAUCUACACUAUGGAUUCACCAGGUGGUUAUCAAUUGGUUGGUAGAACUAUUCCCAUCUGGGACAAGUUGACUUUGGGAGAACACUCCGGCAACAAGCCAUGGUUAUUGUCUCCAUUCGAUCAAAUUGAGUUCUAUCCAGUUUCAGAAGAAGAGAUUGAUAAAUUCACGGAGGAAAUGCAUGCUGGUAAAUUCAAGGUUGACAUCGUCGACUCUGUGUUUAACCACACCGAAUACAUGGAAUGGAUCCAGGAAAACUCUGCUUACAUCGAGGAAUUCCAGAAGUCCCAAACUGGUGAAAAGUUAGAGGAAUUCAACCGUUUGAUUCAAGUUUCCAAUAGUGAGUUAGAGAAGGGUGGAAGUAAUGUGGCUGAAGAUGAGGUCUUUGAUGAGGAUGCCGAAUUGGUCUACUCUGAAUUUUCCGGUAGAUUCUGGAAGUCGUUGGUCAAGGUUGGAGACGAAGUCAAGGCCGGCCAAGGGCUUAUUGUUGUCGAAGCCAUGAAGACCGAGAUGAUAGUCACUGCUACCAGAUCUGGUAAAGUCAUCAAGGUGUACCACAAGAAUGGUGAUAUGGUUGAUGCUGGUGAUCUUGUUGUUGUUUUAGAAGGUGAAGUUUGUACCUUUUCCUACUCUAUUAUCAAUCCGUUGUAUGAUCCCCACCAGAAUACCAUAAACCCGUGCUUUAUAUCUGCCCUCCACUUAGUGUUCAAUGCGUUCAUUGCCCUUCUAGGUGUGUACCAGCUUUGGCAACAGAGCUUCAGAAACUACUAUGGACCACACCAGAUAAAGUACUCGUUUGGAUCUCCGUUCAAGAUCCAGAGUGUGGGAAUCUUGCAGUUGGUCAAGCUCAACUCGAUCUUUCUCCAGAUCAUACUCUUUGUGUUCUUGCUUGACUUCUCAAAAUCUCCGGGGGUUACCACCCUCAAUAUCGUAUGGACCCUUAUCGUGACUACGUUUGUGUUUUUGCCAUUGCAAAUCUACGAGCCUACAAGGUCCCCUGUCACGUUGGCUUCUUCGCUAUUCUUUUGGACGGCUAAUGCUUUGUUUAACACCGGUGUAUUUUUGCAAGAUACCUUUUCCCUGCAAAAAGUCUGGAUACCGUUGCAUGCCUCUCCUCAAACUAUUUCAAUAAUAAGAACCAUUGAGUUAUGCGUGACUAUCAACACAUUGGCCAUCUUUAUUAUUCAGUAUUACUUUUAUCGCCCCUCAAAAGAGCUCAAGGAAUACUGGGAACUUAACGAUUGGAGCAUAGAUGCAAUUCACGAUAUAUACUCAAAUCUUGGGUUGUUGUGGCUUAGACACUACAUUGCCUAUGCUUACAAAGCCGAAGAGGUUACUCUCAAAGAUGUCCCUCCUGCUCAUAUUAAAAUUACCAGCGAGGUUUCACUUUCAAUUUUGAACCACUAUUGGAAUGUUGCUGUGGCAAAAAGUAUUGCCAAAAGAGAUGAAAAGCUCAAGAGAAUAUCUAAUCCUUCUUUAAAAGACAAAAAGCCACCAAAGUUCUCUUUGUUCUGGAUUUUUGUAAAGAUCUUUUGGAGAGACUCUGUUAAAAUCUUUUUUGCUGAUAUUGGAGACUUGAGCAGUUCUCUCGCCCGUACCUACCUUUUGAAGCAAUUUAUUCAAUUCUUCAGCGAGUCUGUGACUUCUUCAGAUAGACCAGUUAUUGUGGGUAUCACAAUUGCUGUGUUGAUGUUCUUCAUUGGAAUUAAGGCAAGGCUUCGUUCCAGUUUGGCUGCGAAGAUUUAUCAAAAAUCAAUUCUGUUGUCCCCCGAAGCUAGAAAGCACAAACCUAGUGGAGAUAUUAUUUCAAAUCUUGCAGUCGAUGUCGCAACCAUUAGCGACAGUUUUGAAACCCUCAGUGACUUGAUUACUAUGCCCAUCAGAUUAAUUGCAUCGUUGGUCGCUUUAUACAAGUUGUUGGGUAACUCUACAAUUGCUGGCCUCAUUGCUGCGGUGAUUUUAAUUCCCUGCAGCAGCAUCAUCAGUAAUUCGAUAUCAACACUUUACACAAGAAUAAUGAAUGUUAAAGAUUCGAGAACCAGAUUAACCUCAGAAAUCUUAACUUCGAUGAAAUCAAUUAAAUUGUUUGCUUGGGAAGAACCAAUGUUGAAAAGACUAUUUGCUGUUAGAAAUGACAAAGAAUUGAGAUUAGCUAGAAGAAUUGGUAUCUAUAAUUCGAUUGCCACAUUUACUUGGAUGUUGAUCCCCUUCACCAUGGCUAGUGUUUGUUUCAUAACUUAUAUUUAUAUUGGCAAGACUCCGUUGAUUCCAUCCAUAGUUUUUCCCGCUGCCACCUUAUUUGAAUUUAUUACAGAGCCAAUUCUACUUAUUCCCAACCUUUACGCUGAUGCUAUAGAAACAAAUGUUUCUUUGAAGCGUUUGCGGGAAUUAUUUUUGAUGGAAGAACUUGAAAGUGGUAUUGUUGAAAGAUCAUCUGAAACGUUGAAAUCGGGUGAAGCAUCGGUAGAAGUUUCAAACGCAACUUUCUUGUGGAAAUCCGAUCCUGAUGUGCCGAUUAAUGAUGAAGAAAACCAGAUUGAAAGCUCUGAUGUUGCCCUUGAUAAUAUUAAUUUUGUUGCCAAAAAAGGGGAGUUGACUUGUAUCGUUGGAAGGGUUGGUAGUGGUAAAUCAACCCUUCUCAAAGCACUACUAGGCGAAGUCGCACUCAAGCGGGACAAAUCUUCACACGUUAAGCUCAAUGGUACGAUUGCAUAUUGUGACCAAAACCCAUGGUUGGCCAAUGCUUCUGUUAGAGAAAAUAUCUUAUUUGGAAGCAGAUAUGAUCCAGAGUUCUACCAAAAAACAAUCUCUGCAUGUCAAUUACUACAAGACCUUGAAGUACUUCCAGAUGGUGAAAGAACCAUCGUUGGUGAAAAGGGUAUUUCUUUAAGUGGGGGACAAAAGGCAAGAGUAUCUCUAGCAAGGGCUGUGUAUUCAAGGGCGGAUAUUAUUCUCUUAGAUGAUAUUUUAUCUGCUGUUGACAGUCAUGUUGGAAAACGAAUUAUCCGAGAAGUUAUUGGAUCCACGGGAAUCUUAUCCACUAAAACCAUCGUUUUGGCAACAAAUGCAGUUAAUGUGUUAGCUAAAGCUAGUAUGAUAUAUUUGGUACAAAAGGGUAAAAUCGUGGAGAGUGGCAGUUAUGCUGAAGUCACUAAUAAAGAUUCCGAUUUAGCCAAACUCAUUGAAGAAUUUGGUGAGAAAAAGCACGAGGAAAGCGAAGAGGUAACUGAUGAGAAUAAUAACACGGAUGUAUCUUCAAUUUCCUCAAAUGAAGUUGCUCGGUAUAAUCCUGAAGCACAAUAUCACGAUGAAAUGGUUGAGGAAGAAAAUCCUUUAACUCAAGUUAGAUCUAAAACCACUUUAAGAAGAGCCAGUUUUGUUUCGUUUAAUCACGACUACACUGCAGAGGAAGAGGAUGAAGAUAAUCUGCCAAAGAGAACCGGAGCCACCCAAGAAAAUACUACUAAAGGAGAAAUUAAGACUUCUGUUUACCUUGAGUACUUCAAAGCCUGCAACUACUACUACGUUCUAUUUUACAUUAUUUGCUUUGGGGCGUACACUGGAUCUGAGCUUUUCAUACAAUACUUAUGCAAGAUAUGGUCCGAGAAGAAUUUAGAGGCUGGUCAUAACGUCAAUUCUGCGUUCUACUUGAGUCUCUACGUCAGUUUGGGAUUCGCUGGAUGUUUUGCUACCUUAUUGGGAUACUUUGUUAUUUGGUAUUACUGUGUUAUCAGUGCAUCCAAACAUUUUCACGACACAAUGGCUAGAAAAGUCCUUAGAUCGCCUAUGUCUUUUUUUGAAACAACUCCUGUUGGUAGAGUUAUCAAUAGAUUUGCUGAUGACAUGAACUCAAUUGAUGAGCGUCUAGUCUGGGCUUUUCUUGGAGUUGUUGACUUUUCAAUGAUGACUUUAGGAGUUCUUGUUGUUAUUGUCAUCAAUUUGCCAAUAAUGAUUUUUGUGAUUAUGGGAUUAACUAUACUUUAUAACCAAGUGAGAAAGUAUUUCAUUGCCUCGCAAAGAGAGUUGAAGAGAAUUGAAAGUGCUCGAAAGAGUCCUGUGUUUGCCCAUGUCCAAGAGUCAUUAAACGGUAUCAGCACCAUUAGAGCUUAUGAUCAAAUUGAAAGGUUCAUCUAUCGAAAUGCAAAGGAUGUCAAUACCUUGACUAGGGUAUUUUAUAUGAAUGUUUGUUGUGGCCGGUGGUUGUCAAUGAGGUUACAGGCAAUUUCUUCACUUGUUUCAUUUGCAUCCUCGAUUCUUAUAUUGUUGACCUUAGGAACUUCUAAGCAAUUAAGUCCUGGGUUGGUUGGAUUCCUUAUGGUCAAUGCUUUGACCAUAACUGGCCACUUAAAUACCAUUAUCAGGUAUUGGGCUCAAAUUGAGAAUGAGACUAUUUCAGUUGAAAGAGUAGUUGAGUACUGCAACUUGGAUUCAGAAGCAGAGCCCAUAAUUGAGGAUAAAAGACCAGAAAAAAGUUGGCCAUCGAAGGGACAAAUCAAGUUUAUCGAUUAUUCUGUGAAGUAUAGACCCAACCUUGACCCGGUGUUGAAGAAUAUAUCGUUAGAAUUCAACGAGGGUGAGAAAAUUGGUAUUGUUGGAAGAACCGGUGCUGGAAAGUCUACUCUUUCUUUGGCACUUUUUAGAAUUAUCGAAGCUAAUACCGGUCAUAUUGAAAUUGAUGGAAUUGAUACCAGCAAGAUUGGUCUUUAUGAUUUGAGACACAAUUUGAAUAUUAUACCUCAAGACUCGCACGCAAUUGAAGGAUCUGUUAGAGAAAACUUAGAUCCUUUCGGUAACUUUACGGAUGAACAGUUGUGGAGAGUUUUAGAAUUGGCAAGUUUGAAAGAGCAUGUUGAAGGAAUGAAAAAUAAGAAGAAACGAGACGAUGAAGACAUUGAAGAUAGUGACGAUGAAGAUGAUGACAAGGAUGAAGAAAAUGAGUCACAAGAUUCCGAUGAAGUCGUGGAGUACGAAGAAGGUCUUUCUGCCAGGGUUUUCGAAGGUGGGUCAAACUUAUCUGCGGGUCAGAGGCAACUUCUUUCUCUUGCUAGAUCAUUAUUAAACCCAUCACAAGUUUUGAUCUUGGAUGAGGCAACUGCUGCUGUUGACGCUCAAACUGAUAAAAUCAUUCAAAAAACAAUUAGAUCCGAAUUCAAUGAUAAAACCAUCUUGACUAUUGCUCAUAGAUUGGACACAGUUUUGGAUAGUGAUAAAGUGUUAGUGUUGGGCAAUGGAGAAGUUAAAGAGUUCGAUACUCCCAAAAAUUUACUAUCAGAUCAAAGCACGAUAUUUUACUCCCUCUGUAAAGAAGGUGGGUAUCUUAAUUCCUUGGAUAUUACUUCUCUAAAAUGAUCUUGUUGACAGCUAGAUUACUUUGUUUAUCAACUAUGCCUGAUUAAAAUUAAAUAUCAAUUUCUUUGAAAUAAAAUACCAAC